This is a messenger RNA of Striga hermonthica, 2058 nucleotides long. The record is from the annotation of a GenBank genome assembly. NCBI's taxonomy places the organism in Eukaryota, Viridiplantae, Streptophyta, Magnoliopsida, Lamiales, Orobanchaceae.
AUGGAGUCGCCCACGCCGGUCUCUCGAUACAUACCUCAGAAUUCCAAGAAAAGGAUGUUUCUGGCUGAAGGCUCCUCGUCGGGGUGUAAGGAGGUGGAGGUGUUGGAAGUAACGCCUCCGGCUAAUCGCAGUUCUAAACCCAAGUCCUCGAAACAAAAAGAGGUUAUUUCUCCUGAAAUUAUAGACGUGGACAUGGAUGAAGACAGUGAUGAUCUUAUGUUGAAUGAUCCGGAUGUUUUCACAAGUGCCAAAGGCAAGAAAGUCUUGUCCAGCUCUUCUGGUGGUAUUGAUGGUGUAGCAAAUGAUGAAUCUGGCGCCCUAUUGCACGAUUCAUUAGAUCCAGACGACUUCGGCUCAAAUCAGUAUUAUGGGGAGGAUGAGUGGAUAGAUACAUAUUAUGAUGACAUACUAUCUGAUGACUAUGAUGCAACUCUGGAAUCACAUUUUGAUCACAUGGAUAUUCCACCUGGAGUUGAAAUGUCAUUCCCCUGGUUGCCUGCUUCUCCCAAAAAUGAUUCAAAAGCGCCAACAGCCAGUAGCUCUUCUACACAAGCUACUAUCAAAACUCAAAUCACCAAUAUCAAUCUCUCACCCCCCUUGAGCUCGUUGUUGCCUCCGGAUGACACCCAAAUAGGUGAUAUGUCAACUUUAUGGGAUGGUCCAGUCGCAGAUUUUGAGAUGGAUUCGAGUCAUCAACAUUUUCAGGGGAAACCAUCUUCUAAAUGGACCGGACCUGAUUUCAGCAAGAAGACCGUUUCACUCGGUAUUGGAAACCAUUACCCACUAUCUUACGAUAGUACUGUGCUUCAUCAAAUGGGUAAGGAACCACUUGUCUCUUCUGGGAAGAGCAAAAGGAAGUCCCAUGCAUCACAUGUUCUCUCCUCCCACCAUCAUAAAUUCCCUUCGGCUCCAUUUCACUCGUCUGCCGCAGGUGGAGGUGGUAGUUAUCCUAUGUCUGUCAUGCAGCCAAAGGGUUAUGGAGUAGCAAGCUAUUCUCCCGGGUGGCAGGAAUUUCCUAUGAAUCCUGUUCUGGAGCCCAUGUCGCCUUCUGGAUUAAUUGAUGAUAACCCGUUAGCCAUAAAUAUUCUGAUGGGUGCAUCUCAGGUGGAGCCUUCACGGCCGGCCAAGGUCGAGCCAAGAAACUUGGAUGAGGUUUUCCGUAGGUUUGACAAUUUUAAGAAAUUCGACACUGUUGAAGACUAUUCCGAUCACCAGUACGCCAAGAAUGGUGGUUCUACAAAACAGCCACCGUCGAGUUGGGCGAGGAAAAUCCAAGAAGAAUGGAAGAUUCUGGAAAAAGAUUUGCCUGAUGAAGUAUUCGUGAGGGUAUACGAGUCGAGGAUGGACCUUUUGAGGGCUGUCAUAGUAGGAGCCGAGGGGACUCCUUACCACGACGGUCUCUUUUUCUUUGAUGUCUUCUUUCCCAGCAGCUAUCCUAAUGUCCCCCCGCAUGUUCAUUACCAUUCAAGAGGCCUUAGAAUCAAUCCAAAUCUGUACUGUUGUGGGAAGGUGUGCCUGAGCCUUCUCAACACUUGGAGUGGUAGUCAGAAGGAGAAGUGGAUCCCAGGUGUGUCUACAAUGUUGCAGGUUCUUGUGUCUAUACAAGGGCUGAUUUUGAAUGCCAAGCCCUACUUUAACGAGCCUGGGUAUGCUCAUAUGGAUGGCACUGUGAUGGGAGAGAAGUGCUCUUUGGAGUACAAUGAGAGGACAUUUAUUUAUAACCUGCAGACGAUGGUCUACAACAUGAGAAGGCCCCCAAAGCAUUUUGAGGACUUUGCCAUAGGGUAUUUCUGCAAGCAUGCCCGUGGUAUCCUGGUGUCUUGUAGGGCUUACUUGGACGGGGCUCAAGUGGGGUGUCUUGUUAAAGGUGGAGUUCAGGAUGUGGAUGAGGGAGACAAGAGCUGUUCGCAAGAGUUCAAGGCUAGCCUGGGUGUGUUCAUGACGACUCUGGUGAAUCAAUUCGUGCAAAUUGGGGCAAAGGAUUGUGAGGAGUUCCUCUAUUUGGCCCAAUUGGAGAAAACACGAACAGGUGCUCAUCCCGUUCCUGAGCACCCAUAA